This is a messenger RNA of Lymnaea stagnalis (great pond snail), 17884 nucleotides long. The record is from the annotation of a GenBank genome assembly. Lineage: Eukaryota; Metazoa; Mollusca; Gastropoda; Lymnaeidae.
ACACACAAACACACACACUUACGGUAGACCCUCAGCCUUGCAUGAUCGCAGCAAAAGACCCUUUGUUUUAUACGGCCUGUUGCGCGAGUAUUUGAUUACCUACCAUCGGAAACGAUAUUUUCUAUCGUAAACUGUAAGUAUAUAAUGUCUAUAAUUAUCAUAAGAAAUGCAUUUAUUUUAAAAAAUCCUUAAACAUCAUGAUACAUGAUUAAAGAAAAUACGGGGCAAUAAAAUGCUACUUUUUUCUUUAAUUUUCUGUAAAGCUUUUGUCAUUCAACAUUACUGAAAACACGAUUGCAUAUUUAUUACUAAUUUUAUUUAUUUUUCAAUUAUGCAUUUCCCAUUAAAUUCAUAUAUUCUAUAUGCCUAUAUUUAUAUCAUAUCCGAUCAAGUUUUGCCAUCUUUAAUUACAGUUACAGUAUACUUGCUAUUCAAUCAUGAGACUUAGGUAACCUAACAGCCAUAUUUAUUCUUAAACUGAUGAAUGUUAUUUUGGGUCAGUGAGGUAUGAAAUAACAUAGGUUGUCCUAUUGUGCUGUUAGAUUGUCAUGUUGUACUUGCUACGACUAACGCUGAACAACAUCUGCAGGCAAUGCCGUGACCUACUUUUUUUCUUUUUAGCACGCAGCACUAUUUACUGGGACAGUGUGUUAAAUUCACAAUUUGUUUUUCAUGGAUAUAAAUACAUUCUUAUUUUGCCACAUUUUCAAAUCAUCGUUCGAUAUAAAGUUUGACUUCAAUAUGACAAAUAAAAAAAGUCAACCUUGAAUUUCGUUAUUUUAAAAUGGCAACAAUAACAAACGUAAAUUUGGGAAAACCCGAACUAUGAUGUGCUUCAGUACUGACUGUAAGAAAAAGGUCAGAGGAAAAAAAAUCACAGACAAUAAGUUACAGAAAAACUUUUUAUUAACACUAAUUGUAUUUUAAGUCAUACAUUUGUUUAUGAUAUACUAAUAUCCAUGGUGACCGAAAUUGGUCCAACGGAAAUUUGAUCGAACGGAAAUUAUGUCGAAUUUUGUAUUACUUUUUUCCAACAGCUUCCCUUAAGAAAUGUACACAUUUGUUGGUAUUGUCAUUAUUUUUGAGCUAAUUUGUUUAGUUUUAAUUUUUUAUUAUCCUUAUUAUUAUUUUUUAAAGCAAAUGUUGAGAAAUGAGCAGAUCUUUUUCCAUGGACGCGUGUCAGAAUUUAGUUUAUUUUUAAACGGAGAAAUACAAAGCAGUAGUCAGUACUUUCAAUUAUUGGUAUAUGAAAGUAUCCUAUAAAAUCUAUAAAGGUCACGGCUAGAAAUUAUAUCAGAAAAGCAACGAUACAAAUUAUUGUAAAUGAGAAAACUUCAUAAGAAAAAACCAACAUAUAGUAUAUAACUACUAAGUAUUCAUGUCAAAGUGUAACCAGUUUCAAUUUCGAAUUUUAACUGCUAUUGCUGCUAUGUUACAUGCAGCUGAUAGCUUCAAAACCGAAGGAACUAUAAUAAUAAAAACGACUAAAAUUGAUGAUGUAACUACACGUGACUUUACAAAUUCUAUUUGUCUAAAGCAUUUUCGAAUUUUAACCCCGGCCACGAAAGAUCACCUGUAAACUGAUCUAAGUUGAAACUAUAAAAAAAACACACGAAAUCAUAUAACAAAAUACACUUUGGGUCCAAUUAUUCAUUUUCUCGUGACAUAACAUUCAAUAGUGUAAAUAAUUUGACGAGAAUGGCGAAGACUUUAUAUUGUUUGCACUGGGCCGAUAGAUUACAGAAUGUUAAUAUUUUCAACAAGGAAUAAUCUAUGGAUGUUUUCUGCUUGAGCAUAUGUGCCUGCUGCCUAUACAACAUGUGUUGGAGUACUUUCAGUUACAUUGAGGUAGAAUUAUUUUACUUCCUGAAGCUGAAGUUAUCAUUAAUAAGUUUAAAUACAAAUGUAUAGGUCGACAUAAGCAUAGUCACGGUCGACCACCCCCAUUUUGCUGAAUCCCAAAAUGCUCUUGAAGGUAUACAUACGGAGUUUUAGAACCAAGUUUGCUAUAAUCACCCCGACAUUUAUAUAAUUUAUGUUAAAUGUGAGCAAAGUUUGAAGGAAUUUCAUUUCGAACAAUUUCUUACUUGCUAGAGCGCCCUUCAGAAGAAAUCAAUAUAAAGUUUCAGUAGAAAUAUUAAUUUGCAUUGUCAAUUCUUUUGAAACCAAUAUUAAGGCUAAGGACUAUUUACGUGGUAUAGCACAUAAUAAUGCCUAUUAAUUUUUUUAAUUGAAUUCAAUAACACAAUAAUCCCCAGAGAACUGGUUUCUUUAAUUUUUUCUGUAACCACUGUAAUUAUUCCUAAGGCAGGAAUAAUUUUAGUAAGCUAUCUGAAAUUAUUGUCUACAAACACUUAUUUCCUGUUAAGGAAGAAAGUUUCUCGUUUUUUUCAUUUUCUUUCUAAAAUCGCUCUACAAAACAAUAUGUGACGUGGCCUUAAUGUUUGUAAAUGUUUUUGACAUCGAUAAAUGUGUUUUUUACCUUGAUUAUGUGUUUGAAAUGUUGGAACAAUAUAAACAUUGUAAGUAUUGUUAAUUAAAAAGUUCAGUAUCUUCAUUCUGUGUGCUAUGCUACAGUUUUGAAAGGGAUUUAAAUGGUGUCCUCGGAGCCGGGUUUUAAAUUGGUAUAUAGUUGGCCUUAGAUCUAAUAACAAGAGAAAUCUGUCAGCCACUAUCAAAGGAGUUUUGGAGAAAACAAAAUUAUAUGAACUAAUCCUUUGGGUUGUUUUGACUUGAAUGGUAAAGAAUAGUUCGUUUUUGUGUGUUUGUUUUUAUUUUAAUAAGCUGAUCAUAUUCAUUAUUUCUUUAAUUUUUUUUUUUAAAUUUAUUUAAUGAUCAAUGAUUAUUGACAGACUUUUGAUAAUAUAUUUUUAAGAUCAAGUAAAGAAAAGUUUAGACAAAAUUUAAUCACAUAACUAAAUUUUUGUACGUCAUCAUAUACAACUGUCUCAGAUGAUGAUGAAUUAUAUAAAUGUUGAGACACUGACUGACUCAGAAGUUCUAACAGUUGAUAAAGAUCCCUUUCACAUUGUUCCAAAAAUUAAACCAUGCACAAAAAAAAAAAAAAAAUUAAAAAAUAAUCAGAAAAUUACAAUUCAAAAUUUUUAUGUAACAAAUAUCUUACAUUUUUUACACUAAACCAUCAUGGACCUGUAAGUUUAAAAUAAAUAAAUUCUAAUGAAAAAAGUUCAUGUUUUAAAAAAAAUAAAAUAAAUAUCUAUAGGGACACUGUUAUUUAAAUUAUAAAGCUUUGAAAUUCCACAUGAGAUGAAAAUCAUUAUUUGAUCCCAGCAGCAUAGCAAUUCUCAUGCAUCUUUGAAUACAAAUAUUUAUUUUUUUAUCCAAACCAUACUUAAUUUUCGCUUUGUGUACAAACAUUUGAAUAAAUUAGACUAAAAUCAGAUGAAUGAAAAGGUAUUUUAUUAAUUUUAACUCCACCAAUAUUUUUACAGGGAUAUAAUUAAAUCUUCUUUCACAUGAUUUUUUUCCUACCCGAAAAUUCUUUUGUGUUAUUUUUUUAAACUGUAAUAAAAUGAACAUUUUGUCUCAGUUGAUAUUUUGCUAAUGUGUGUUCCUAAAAAAAAAAAACAACACACGCACACUUUUUUUUAAAGAAAAGUCUCGUCAAUGUAUAACUGACUUUAUGUGAAAGUUCUAACAUUAGUUAUUUUGGGAGAUGUAAGACAUUAAAAUCCAUAGUAUUCAAUCUAACACUACCAUUAGGUACAACGUUUAUCCUUAUUUACGCUUUAAAACUACCAUAUAACUUUUAAAAUUUGUAUAUGUUAGAUUGGUAUUCAUUUUACAUGCCCCUAAUUCUCUGACUUAAAUGUUCUUCUUACUCUAGAUCACAAGCUCUUAACGAAUGAUGCCUGCAACCCCAGGGAAUGUGGCAUGCAAUGACUUAGUGUACUUAAUUAAUAAAGUUUAGAUAGCUUCAUAAUACUGCAUCUAUUUAAAAUGUGUUUCUCUUACCUACUUACUUAUGCCUUUUACUUCAUUUGAGACAAAAGCCGACUUCAAGUUCUCUUCCUUCAUCUCUGCCAUGUACUUUUCUUUUCCGUUGACUCCAAUUGUAUUUUGUCGUGUAUAUGCUUCUAGCUCGCGUCUCCAUUAAUUCUUUUGCCCUCCUCUCUUCAUUAUUUUCAUGUGGAUUCCAUAUUAGACAUUGCAUGGUGAUGUGAUCUUGGGCUUUACGAAAUUGAAAAGGUUUAAACCAAAAUAUCAAAUGCAUAAAUAAUCACUGGCAUGAUUGUCAAACCAUAUCGCAGGUUUUAGUUGGACCAACUAAGUUUGAGAAAAUUAUUAUCUUCAAAUAGAUGACUAAAAUCCAAGAUCGCCUUGUGUUUCGCAGCUGUGUUUUGUGCUAUUUGGUUGAUAUCCCUGAACAAUUUGGCGGAUAAUAGAUCGCAUUUUUGGCAUCUGCUAUAGGGACCAUAUCUCCAAUGAUACAAUGGAAUAAAAGGUUCGACAGACGAUUGGGGAGUACGAUGACAUACAGGUGACUGUGGGAAAAAAAACGCAAAAAAAGAUGGUAUGGCAACGUAACAAGGAAACAAGGGCUUGCCCAAGAAAUAUUGCUGGGCACCACAAGAGGAGGGAGAAGAAGUGGAAGACAAAGAAAGAGAAGGGAGGAUAACAUCAAAGAGUGGACAGGACUAACACUGGGUGAUGCUGUGCGUAGUGCUGAAGACAGAGAUAAAUGGAGGAGGAUAGGUCACUAAUUUUAUAGUUAAUAAAGGAUUUUUUUUUCAAUAAAAAUAACAAUUUGUGUAUAUUAGCAUUUUUGUUUAGCUAAAACCUUUUUUAAAGAUCAGUUAAGUGCAUGUCUAUUGCAUUGACUGUGAUGUAUUACUAGUGUGUCAGUUACUCUAAAUAAAUUAUGUUUCCCAGCAUAUGAUUUACUAACAACAUAUAAAUCAACACGGUUCCGGUGGUUAGGUUUGGACGGUCAUGUCCUUGCACCAAAUUGUUGUAUCGAAAUCAAAAAGGCAAGAAAGUAGCUUUGUGAGUUCUAAAAAUAGAUUUCCAUUCAAAAUAUGAAAUUUAUUAGUGGAUAGUUAAAAUGUUUUGUAAAAACCGAUAGCCGAAUUUUUUUAAAAAAAAAAUUUGAUUUUGCACCACAAGAAAAUGAUAUUAGCACGUCACUAAACUCCUGGCAAUCAAUGCUAUUAUUAUGCUGUCUGCGUUAAGAUCAAACAGCUCUGCUGGAAAUCAUUCGGAUACAAAUCUGCUCUUACUUUGACCGGUCUGUUUAUGUUAAUGGAGUAAAAUAUAUUACAGAGCUUCUAUAUAAAGGGUAGACGGAUAAUUCUCAGCUUGUGUACGUAUUGUUAUUAUUUUUUCCUGUAGCUUUUGAGUCAAUUUUACCAGAUUGAUUUGCUAACUCUCCAACUUCUCAGCCAAAUUGGUUCUCAACGUUUAGAAAUCGGUAGCUGUUAGUAAAGAGGACUACUCGAUCACUGUGGACAUUACUUUUGCUUAGGGGGGAAGUUGCAAUACGAUUUAACCCCAUACUUUUGCAAGUGUUUGAUUUCACAUGUGUUUAUUAGUUUUACAGUAAUCAGGUCUAUGAAUAUGUAAAUAAGUAUGAAAACGUUUUUUAAAGAAUUUUAAAAGGCAAUAAGUACCUUUUUUUCAUGUUAUUGUAAGUGUUUCUUUUAUAUUCGACUUCAACUCAUCUCGUUGGUUGUUGGAAGUUUCUCAAUCCAUCAAAUAAUGAAGUCAGACGAAAACACCGAAGAAAAAUUUUGGCAAACGCAACUUCUUCUUUUUUUUUAAUCCGCGGAAAAAAAAUGAAAAUGAGAUUAAGAGAUAGUAUAAUUGUAACUAUUAGUGGUUCAAAAAUAAUUUGUUUCUUGUAAAAAUAAGACACAUAAAGUUUUUAUGUGUUUUUUUUAAAGAAAUGCAUUUUAACCACGGCAAAAAACAAUCUUUAAAUUUUCACAUGAUUUGCCUGUACAUCAGAAUUAUCUUGAUAAAUUUUAGGCAUAUUGGGAUUCUCAAAUCAUGCAUCAUAUAUUGAAUAAAACUAUUCACUUAUUAAGUAAUGUAACGGUAAAAAGAAUUCCAACAAUUCUAAAAUGAGGCAAUUGAUUUCCUUAAAUAAUUUUUUGGCAAUAUGUUUAUAAAUUUAAUUGAUAUAUUUGUAUUUCUUGAUAUAUUUGAAACUUUGUAAUAUGUGUAUUGUUUGACAUAUGUACAAUAUACAUCUUUUAAACAUGAUUUUUCUUUUGUUUAAUAAAAUAUUAUUUUUUUUACUUACAGUUUGGCUAUGAGCUGCUAUAUGAUUGUCACUUCCAGUCUCUUCUACGACAUCCACAUGGAUUACUAGCGUAUAACUGUUACAUUGUUUGAAUUUAACUUUCUACAAACAUGGCUACAUCUCUUAAAUUUCUAUUAUUAUUGAACGACAUGGAUCCAAAUGAAUUAUCCCGCAGUGUUAUGAUAGAAAUUUUAUUACAGUAUCUACAAAAACAUCCAGAAGAUAUUUUUUUAAUUUUCAAAAUUUGUGUACUUAUUUUUCAGGUUUUACUUAUCGUUUAUGUUUUUAAAAUGUCAAAGAAAAUCAAUAUUAAACAUAAAUCGUCUCUAUCAGAUUUUUUAUCACUUAAAAGUCCUCUUCACCACCUUGCCAUCAACGAUCCUGAGACUAUUAUUAAGGAAAUUGUUCAAGAACAAAUUUCGUCAAACAAUUAUAGUGACAUACGGGGAAGAACGGCUUUACAUUGCAGCGCACAGGCAGGUCAAAAAGAGAUGGUCGAAAUUUUAAUUAGGGCGGGCGCUCAAGUCAAUAAAGGUGUAUACGUGUGGGGGAAAACACCUUUACAUCUCAGUGCCGAGAGCGGAAAGAAUGAUGUUGUCCAAGCUCUAAUCGAACACGGCGCAAACGUUAAUCGUACAGUGUUUUGGUUUAGAAAAACAGCUCUACACUACGCCGCCGAAAAUGGUCACAUGCUUGUUGUCAAUUUGCUACUGAAAUCAGGUGCACAUGUCAAUGUACAAGAUCGAUAUGGAAAAACUUCACUACACUAUGCUGUUGAUAAAAGCCAUGGAAAUGACAGCAACUUAUCUAUUGUACGAGACCUUUUGGAAGCGGGAGCUUCGGUUCAUGUAAAAGACUAUUUUGGCAAAAAUUCAAUACAUUACAGUUCAGAGUGGGGUGAUAGCGAGGCUGUGAAAAUACAGAUUAAAAAGGCUGAUUAUCUGGACUACAAAGACACAUUUGGUAGAACCGCUUUACAUCUCAGUUCAAUGAAAGGUUUUACGGCUGUUGUAAAUGAACUGCUGCAGGCUAAAGCUUCCGUUGACAAGACAGAUUGUGAGGAAAAAACAGCCUUACAUUACAGUGCUGAAAAUGGUUAUGUUGACAUCGUCUCGACUUUAUUACUCAAUGGAGCUUCGGCCACUUUGAAAGAAAAGAAUGGAAAGACAGCUUUACAUUUGAGCGCUAUCAAAGGAUAUCCAGACAUUGUCCAGACGCUUAUACAAGGCGGAGCCGAUAUUGAUGCAACAGACAUAGAAAAUAAAACGGCCUUACACUACUGUGCUAUGGGGAAUAACCCAAAGACACUAAAAGCACUUUUACGUGCUGGUGCUUCUAUUAACUUGAAAGACUCAAAUUUACGAACUCCGCUGGACUUGGCGAAGAAAACAUCCAAUCUUGACGUCAUAGCCAUAUUGAAAAGCGCUAAAAGAGAAGCAGUCUUCUCAUCGUUUGAAUUUGAAAAGCAUCACCUGGGUAAGACGAGUUUAAACCGGGAAAAAGAUGUUCACGAACAAAGUAUUAAGGACAUGAUCAAAAAACAUAAUCAAUUAAGGUAUGUCUAAAAUAAACAAUCAAGGUGUGUAUAACAUGAUAAUCAAACGUGUUUGUAAACAUUUACAUCUUUGUAAAUGUCUGAUGUACUCUUUUAUCGUUACCACAAUAUUUUAAUUUGAAAGCAGAAAAAAUAUUUUUUUAUUAAAACAAGAGGGCUUUAAAUAACACUUAUUUAUCGGUUCAAACUUAUAUAAGCAGGCAGUUCAUUAUUUAAUUUAAAUUAUUGAUUUGAUAUAUUAGUAAACAAAUGAUUUUUAACCCAUUAAAUAUUAACUACAUUUUUAAUGGUCUUUGAUAUCAUUACUCUCAAAAACGAGAUAACAAAUUAUUUAUCUAAUAGAAUAUUGAAAGCAAAUUUAAACUUUUUACCAAACCUGUUUGUAUUAAUUUGCUUUUUUCCAUUAAAAAUAUAUUUUUUUAAAUUUUUAUUUUGGGGGGGGGGGGGGGGGGGGGGGGGGGGGGGUAGGAAUAACUUAAUGUUAGCCAUACAUAUUUAAAAAAAAAUAAAAAUAAAAAUAUAAAUUUUAUUUUUAUUUUUUGUUUUAUUUAAGUAGCAACAUUUAAUUUCUGUUUAAAAUCAUUUCAUCAUCUUAAAACUUACUUCUUUAAUAUUUAGCAUGAUAGUUAUAAUAGUUUUAUUUAUUGUUUAUGUUUUAUUUUUAUAAUUACAAGUCUCGAUAUCUGCGUAAAUAUCGCAUAUAUUACAUUAAUAUACACUAGGUGAGCAAUGAAAAUGUAAAUUUAAUUUUAAUGAGUCUUUAUAACAAUUGUUUUAAUUUAAAAUCAGUUAUUUGUCAAUUUGUACAAAAAUCUUCCCAUAGUAUACAUGAGCAUAUUUUCAGUGUAUAUAUUUUUUAACGAAUUAAGUGAGAAAUUUUGUGAAAAUAUAAUAAAAUAUUUCACCUUAAACAUUGCCUGUACCACUAACACGAGUAUUUCAUGAAAUAAUCUGUUAAAAUAUAUCUGUACUUACACUAAUGUAUUUACACACAUAAAGAAAUUGUUAUUAGCAAAUUAUAGCACCAUAAAACCAUUCAUAUAGUUGAUUGGAAAACAAUACAAAUUAUUCAGUUUAUAACGUAACAAAUUAUCAGAUGUAUGUUUUUCCCUAAAUGUUAAGGUCUGACAUAUCUUGCAUAUAUAAGUGAAUACCUACACUAUAACAAGAUUAUAUAUUAAAAAACGACAACAUAUAAUAGAGAAAAUACAGUUUUCCAGCAUAUCUAUUUGAAAUUAUUGAAAUAAAAUAAUGAAACAUCCGUAGAAAAUUGAAAUCGUUCAAGGAAAUUAAAUAAGACACUUCUAACAAAAAUGUAGCUUCUGUCUACACCUCCUGCUUUUUUAAAAAAAUGAGUUUGUUAUGUUUGUUUGUUUUUUGUUUUUUUUGAAUUCAUAUAAUGCACAUUAAAUAUAAAAGUAACGCUAAGAAAAAAUACUUUUUACAUCACUUUUAAAUUUUGAAAAUACUUCGAAACUUUCCUAACACAUUUCUGAAAGCCAUAUUAUAUGCAUUACACUGUUUGUAGGAAUGUGGCACAUGACGCAAACCAAAAUGAUACGAACAUGAUCAAGUGGAAGAAAAAAGAGAAUGAUCGUUAACAAUAGAAAUCUUGCGAAACUAAAAAGCAUCCAGAACCUAUUCCUGAAUUCCAGAGUCCCACCGAGACCUUAAAACAAUCUCUAAUAAAUGUUAAUUUUAUUUUUAAAUAUAACGAUUGCAGGGCUCUAAUCCCCAUCUCCCACUAAACACCCCCACAACACACACACAGGAUUGCAGGCUCAAGCAUCUCUUUGUUAGUAGAUUUUUUUUUAAAUUUAAAAAUGAUUCUAAUCUUAGCUUUAUUUUGUAAGUAAACCCAUCGUUUUUCCAAGAGUUUUUCUAUAUUUAUAGCUUUCAUCCGAAUGUUUUAAGACAAUUUAAAUAAGGACAGAUUUAAAUAUUUAACUAAAUGGCAUUGCCUACUUAAUACUACUAAUAAUAAUAAAGAUUAUUUGCAAAUCACGUCUAAUCCCCAAAGGCUCGAAGCACGGUACAUACGACAUUGAAAUACAAAGUGCACCAUUACAAAAGCUACGUACGAGAAAACCCAUUCUAAGUCUUUCAUACCUUGCAACCAAUAAAGUAUCUCAUUUAAUUCAUUAUAUGAUAAUAUAAGAUUAAAAUAAAUAUAAAAGUGCUAUAUUGUUAAUUUUUGAUACAAUAUAACUAGGUUUACAUAUUUAUACAUUUUUCCACUAAAUCAAAUUUUCCUGAAAACAAACGUUUCUUUGAAUACAGUUAAUGUCAUGUUUUAAAAUUUAAUUAUUUUGUCGUAGCUAUGACGUCGUAAGCAGAUAUCAAUUAACUUUUUGAAGUUAAAUCUGGUAAUUUCAUUUCAAAUAAAAUAAAAAAAACACAAAAGUGCCAUUUGCAUUUUGUUGUGUUAUUGUGUUUACACGGUGUACAUAAAAAAGUAUAAUGGAUGCCUUGAUGGAACGAGGGAAAAUAUAAAAAACCCAGAUGGAAGUCUUGUACUUAACUAGUUUAAUACAAAUAAAAAUAUAAAUAAAGACUUAAUAUGUUUAAAAGAAUACAUAAUGCACUGACGCAUAUAUUAUCAUAGACAUAUAUAGUAUUUAUAUAUAUAUAUAUAUAUAUAUAUAUAUAAGACGAAAAUUUAGUCACUUAAAACCAAUUAUUUAUUGAAUUUCCUUAUCGUAAUUAAUUAAUUAGCUUGGAAAUGUGUGAAGCCAAAUAUGGCGAAACCUGAAAAAAUUGGCACAAAAAUAGAAAAGAACGUGUCUGCAUGAAGCCCUUUUCAGUUUAAAAGAAGAAAAAAAAAUCAAUAAUAUAGAAUAUUAAAAAAACCGCCCAAAAAACAGAAAUUUAGUAUCCGAGAGCCCAGGGAUAGAAAUGAUUUUUAGGAACCAAAAUAGGAAAACUUGAAAAAGCAUUUACGCUCAGAAAGUUUCUGUGCAUAUUUUCUCUAUUCCAAUGCUGCUAAAAUUGUUCAUCUCUUUAUUGACUCCAUAGUGCGCGUGAUGUUUUAAUGCUAUAUCACUUGCUCCAAGUAUGUAGACAAAAGCUCCAAUACAACCUAAACAUGUAGGUGUGCUGUAAACAUAUUGUGUAUAUUGUCUUGAACCAUCAUGUCCUACUACAAAGCGCUUGGUCCAAUGGCCAAUAGAAACGUGUUUGGGGCAGCCGUGAGGAUGCGAUACUAUAAUUGUUAAUUUCUCCUUGUCUUUAAAUGUAUUAUAUUUAGAGUUAACCACGGCCAUUUUUUGCAUACAUUUAUUUGGUUUAAAGUACAGCAGAUUUAAUAAAACCUCAUCACAGGUCACACAUUCCACUUCACAUUGAUCGGUAUGUAUAUCCGAUUGUGUAACACUUGAUCCUUCGACAUAGUGAUAGCGUCCAUUUUCUUCAUCAAAAUUUAUUUUGAAAAUUGUCUUUUGAGCUUCACUGUCAUCAAACACCAAUGACUUUGCUGUGGCAAUACAAAUCUGACCCCAUAUCUUGCUAGCGUUACCAGAAUAUAGACAUUUAUAACAUGGGCACGUCUGUCCAUUUUCUAUUCUUAUUACAUUUUUCACCAAUCCUGUUCCUAGCUUGGUAAAAAAAUGUCCCCUUUUUUCAUGGAAAGGAUAAUUACGCUCUGUUCCUGGAUAAAACCAGGGUCUUUUGUUACUGGUGUAGUUGACAGUGACCUUCACAGUGAGUUCAGCUAUGCAUUUAAUCAAAUCAAAUAUGUCACUCCUGCCAUACAUGAGUGGAAGAUCUUCUUUGCUAAACUUGAAAAUAGGAAUAAAACGUUCAUGUUUCCCCUUCUUCUGACAAGACGUGAAAUCUUGCAUCAAUUUGUUCGGCUCUGUUGAUUUCGAAAGGACGAUCUAUGAAUUACAAUUGAGUUAAGAAAAAUAUUUCAUGUAUGCUUAUUGAUAAUUAGUAAUAAUUAAUAACUAAUGUUACAUUUGUCCAUAACAUAAUUAUAUAUCAAGUUUUAUAAUACAUUAAUUUGACACUAUUUAAAAAAAGUAAAAAAUAUGAAUGUAAAAAAAAUAUUUAAAAAAAUAACAUAUUAAUGGUAUUUAAAUGAAUUUUCUUUUUAUUUUUGUGUUUGUUUCAAAUAAUCGCUUAAGAAAAGAAAAAGAUAACGUUAUUGCAUUGUCUUCUUGUAUAAAUCUAACAGCUGCUUAGCAGAUGCGUCAAUUUUAGUACAUAUUUAAGAGCAGUACUAUAAUAUAUAUAUAUAUCACCGACAAACGCCGACCAGAUCGAUGUUGAAUAUUUUAAAUAUAUUUUAUGACUUUUUAUUAUGCCGUUCAUUAAACAAUAUAUCAAUAAGUGGCUUAACUAGCCAACAUGUUUUCGUCCUAUUAAGUGAGUGUGUCAUUUAUAAAUAUAUUCAAUGUCUAUAGACUUAAAAGCAUUUUUUUGUGAUUUAAACUAUUCCUAUACACUAAUUUGUACAUAUAUUAUAUAUACAUAUAAUAUAUAUAUGUAUAUAUAUAUAUCUAUAUAUAUAUAUAUAUAUAUAUAUAUAUAUAUCUAUAUCUAUAUCUAUAUAUAUAUAUAUAUAUAUAUAUAUAUAUAUAUAUAUAUAUAUAUCAACAAUUAUUUAGUAAAGGUUAAAACAAAAAUAUCCCUUUUUAGAAAAUGUGGAAAAAGUAUAACAUAAUUUCUUUCCAAAUACUUUGACCAUUUGUGUAAUUAAAUUAUUUAUUUCUGUUGUAGUCCAGCUUUAGAUCAAGCAAUGGAGGCGGAGGAGACAAUAAAAACUAAAUCACAAGACACUUGCACACCGCCACGGGUCAGCGAAUCUCUAUCUCCAGGCAUUGAUGCAAACUUACAAACGAAAGCGGCUAAAUAUCCUGCUUCUGACGCAUGCCGGGCCCCUCAUUUGUCUUCUUGUGAGAGUCCUCUAUUAUCCAGAGAUACAUGCUGCGCAACUUCUGUAUACGGAAUUAAUACAAUUGAUGUAGGGCAUAACUCAUCUGGAACUAGCACUUUAAUUACCGAGAGUCGUGCAGCAAUAACAGGUAUUGGCACACCAUUACCCGGAACACCAUUAGACCCAGACACAUCAUUACAUGGGACAUAUUUAACAACGUCACCUGGGGCAUCACUGGAAACAGGUGUAUCAUCACCUGGGAGGUCACUUAACACAGGUAUAACAACAACUGGAAAAUCACUCAACACAGGUAUUUCAUCACCUGAGACAUCACUAGACCCAAGCAAGUCAAGGCAUGGGACAUAUAUAACCACAUCCCCAUGGGCAUCAGUUGAAACAGGCACAUUAUCACAUGGAACAACAAUAGACACUUUCACAUCAUCGCCUGGGACAUAUUUCACUUCAUCAGCUGUGAGAGCACUAGACACAGGCACAUCAUCACUUGAGACAUCACUAGACACACCCACAUCAUCUGCUGUGACAUCACUUGACACAGGCACGUCAUCUGCUGUUAAAUCAAUAGACACAGGGAUAUCAUCAAAUGGGACAUCAUUAGUCACAGCCACAUCAUUAGCUGUAACAUUACUCAACACAAGUAUAUCAUCACCUGAGACACCACUAGACAUAGUCACAUCAUCAGCUGUGACAUCAGUGGACACAGGCACAUCAUCAGCUGGGACACCACUAGACAAAUGCACAUCAUCACUUGAGACAUCACUUUGCACAGGCACGUCAUCUGCUGUUACAUCACUAGACACAGGCAUAUCAUCAGAUGGGACAUAUUUCACUUCAUCAGCUGUGGCAUUAAGUGAUACAAACACAUCAUCAGCUAUGAAAUCACUAGACACUUGCACAUCAUCACUUGAGACAUCACUAGACACUUGCACAUCAUCACUUGAGACAUCACUAGGCCCCUUCAAAUCAUCGCAUGGGACAUAUAUAACGAAAUCGCCAUGGACAUCAGUUGAAACAGGCACAUUAAAAUAUGGUACAUCAAUAGACACUUUUACAUCAUCGUAUGAGACACAUUUCACUUCAUCAGCUGUGACAUCAAAUGACACAAACACGUCAUCAGCUAUGACAUCACUAGAUACAGGCCUAUCAUCACUUGAAACAUCACUAGACACAUACACAUCAUCUGCUGUGACAUCACUUGACACACGUAUAUCAUCAGAUGGGAUAUCAUUAGACACAGGCACAUCAACACUUGAGACAUCACUAGACACAUGCAUACCAUCUGCUGUGACAUCACUUGACACAGGCAUAUCAUCUGCUGUGACAUCACUAGACAAAUGCACACCAUUAGAUGGGACAUAUUUCACUCCAUCAGCUGUGACAUCUGAUGCCACAAACACAUAUUCAGCUAUGACAUCACGAGACACAGGCACGUCAUCAGCUGGGACAUUACCAGACAAAGACACAUCGUUAGGUGUGACAUCCCUAGACACAGGCACGCGAUCAGCUGGGAAUUCGCUAGACCCGGGUAUAUCAUCACGUCGAACUUGUUUGACAUCAUCAUUAAACGCGUAUUGUACACCACCUGGAACUGUUUCAACAUCACUAAACACAAGUGUAUCAACGCACGACACAUUUGCACGGUUAAAAGACAUUUGUCCACCAUCCACUGAGAAAGAAGCAGCUUCCCUUGUCACAAAAGCUGGCCCAAACGUUUGCGAGGAAGCAUUACAAGUUACAGGUAAUGGCAUCCCAGAAAUCCUGUCUAAUGAAUUUACAAACAUCAAGUGCACAGACAAUAUGGAAAUCAAGUCUUUUAACAAUGUUGUUGUAGAUUUCGGAAAAACAGUUCCUUAUAACGUGCCCAUAUCAAUCAAUGUUGAAAACUGUAAGUUCGUAUGUCUGUUUGGAAACUUGUCAGUAAAUACCACAAUAUCUGAUCAUGAGUGACGACAACGAUUUGUGAAAUGAUCAUCAUUAGUGGUUGAGUUCUUAAAAAUACAAAUGUCUUUGGCUCGUUUUGAAGACGCAUUUGAAACAUUAAACAAUAUCAAUCGUAUCCCUUAUAUGUUGUACUGAGGAAUGUCAAAGAUUAUUUCAAGUUAGUACAACAUGAAUGCAUGAAAAGAAUCUCAAAAAUAAAAAUGUAUUAAAACAAAUAGAAAAGUAGUAGUUCCUUAAAUUGUAUUGUCACAUUAAGUUUCCUUUUGUUAUCAAUGUGGGAAAACAUAGUCAUUUUCAGGACCUUCAUAUUGCACACUUACACAUAAAAUAAUGCCUUUAAUGUACAACAAUAAAGUGUAAUACCAUUUGCAAUAAUCUGUAACAUAUAACGGAUUUUUAUGUAUUGGUUCCUUAAUUAAAAGAUUAAAAGAUCAUCCAAAGUUUCCCUACUACAUAAUAAGAAAAUCAUAAAACAUUGAAAUCUCAAGAAUGUAAAACCAUCUUCAUUAAUUUUCACGUCUGUAAAAGCUUAAUGAUUUGUGUGGUUUCUUUUAUUUUAUUUUUUUUUUAAAUUUUAAUUAAUGUUAUUAAUUUCAUAAAAUUGUACAUCAACCUUCAUAUGAACUUUAUUUUCACAGAAUGGACGUAAACAUUUAAAAAACAAAAAAAAAAAUUAAGGAAAAUUGUACAUCAUAUUUGUUCAAGACCGAAACUAAAAAACUAGAAGAAAAUAUUCCUCUAUUUCAAGAUUAAAUUUUCAUGUGUUUGAAAUAAUUAAGUUUUGACAUUUUUAUUUGAAGUAUGUGUAUACCUUUUUAGAGAUAUCCACCAGAGCCAUCUUUUGAGCGGUGGAAGCACUGAGCACAGUAAAACACUGGGUCCCUCUAUCCCCUCACUAUACUCAAGGUUGUUCUAAGGAGGGGGCGAAAGGGCCGAUUACUCGUUGCGCCAAUACCAGGGUAGGGCAAAAUCGUCUUAAGAAAGGCACUAAAUAGUGCUUUAACAAAAAAUACCUUGUAAUUUGCAUAGACAAGGGCGGGAAAAUCGUCUAAAUUGUGAGCCCUGGGAAAGGCUGUCUAUAGCUUUCAAUUCAAGUAAUGUUAUGAAAAGAAUUAUGGUUUAACUUGGCCUAAACGUUUUGACCAAUUUCCAGUGCGCCCAUGUCUUAAGACGGCACUUUUACCCGCGCAUUGCUAACGCGAUUGAAAUAUAUUUUCUUACUUGAUAUAACAUAUGUAUAUUCGUACAAAGAGAUUGUAACGCUUCUUUUUCACGACCGCAAUAUUAUUGUAUUUUAAAACAUUGUCAUCCACAUGAACAUGUACACACCCUAUUUCCUAACCCCGAUAUAUAUAUGUAGCCAAGAAGGUUUAAUUGUUGUCAAAUUAUUUCCUUUAUUCUAAGGCGUAUCUUGUGCCGCCUGUUGUAAAAAACAGGUAUCGUUUCCCCCACUCCCAGAAUUUAAUAAAAUUCAUUAAAUCAUCCACCGGAGGGUGGCCCCGUACUUAGGUGAACACCUUUUUUGUGCACUUCAUAUGGUUUGUUAUUAUUUGGAUGAGUGAUACAUUCAUUACAGAAUGAUAUUUGGCUAUGGAGCUUAAAAGCACUUUCUGACUUAAACGGCCUUUUUUAAAAUCAAAAGUAAAUUUAAAGGUUUAAUUUUCAUUAAUUUAUCAAUUUAAAUUUAAAGUAUAUUUUUAGAAUGAAUAAAAAGUGCAAUUUUAUUAAAUGUUGAAAAUAGAAAACUAAUUUAUUUUUUAAUUUGUGGAGGGGCUGAUAUGUUUACAAAUUAAAAAGCAAUGAGUUAUAUAAUUUAUUAAUUUUACUUCGGAGAAGGGGAAAAUACAUUAUCAGUUUUGUCUCGCGCUGUUAUUAAAUCAAUUUUUUUGGGCUAUGAAUUCAUUUGCGUGUUUAUUCAGAGCUAGAAUAAAUGACCCGAUGUUAUUUGGAUAAUAAUGGUAGGUUUUUUGAUAAUUUCUAACAGCUUUUGCAAAAACUCAUCCCAAUCCAUAACUUUUCAAAUGUAAUGAUAUUUACUUUUCUACCAUCAUUAAGUUUUGAGAAGUGUUUAUGUGAUAUAUAUGAUACUUGUACCCUACACCAUUUCACGCCCCUAAAAUAUUUUUCCCCCUCUAAACAUGAACUUAAUUUACCCAGUCAAUUAUCACUAACUGUAUCACUUUUAUCACUAAAGAAAUUAAUUAAUUAAAGGACAAUUACUACGCUAAAGAAAUACUUUAGAUUUACCACUUUCCAUGCCAUGGAAUUAAAACUUUUUUAUCUCAAUUUUUUUUUCAAAAUCUAAUCUUAAAUUUACAACAAUAAUUCUAUAAAUGAUAUGAAUAUAUCAUGUAUUACAGGAAUUCGAUAGAUAUCGAUAUCUUCAUCAAAAGUUUUAACACAUUUUUUCCUCUUUUUUUAAAUUUUACAUUAUCAGACAAUUGUAAAACAAAUAAUUAUUUCACCUAUGAAGAAUCUCGCAAAUGUUCUUCACUCCAAUAUCAGAUAUGACUAUAUUUUAAAUAAAAUAAAUUAUUAAUUUCAUAAAAAUACACAAUUCUUUACUUUUUUCAAAGUAACAACAAAAAUAUAUAUAUAUUUUUUUUUUAAAGAGAAAAUAUUAACCCAUCUUCAUUUGACAAAAUUGAAUUUUCAAAUGUGUAAAAUGAUGUUGUUUUGUUAUUCAUGGAUAUACUUAUAUAAAUGUACCCAAUAUUUGUUAACGCCAUUGAUUUUCUUAAUUUGUAAACAUAUGUUUAUUUGUAAAAAGAGAAAUUAACAUCCUCUUUUUUCACAAAUGUAAUACCAUACAAUUUAAAUAUAUUUUCAUCCACGUAAAAAUGUACACUUGUUUUUUCCUACCUCCGAUAAGAAUGUACCCAAGAAGGUUAAUUAUUUAUCGUAUUCAUUACUUUAUUUUGAGACGUAUUUUGUGCUGCCUGGGACAAAGUGACCAACCUCUCCCCAACCAAGAUUUAAAUAAAUGUAGAAAAUCUUUCACCGGAUUGUAGUCCCUUCCAUGCCUAAACUAAAAUUGUUUGCACUUUAUAUGGUUUAUUCUUAUUUGUAUGAGGAAUAGCAUGAUUAGUGAAUGCUAUUUAGCUAUGGAGUUGCGCUGCACUGAUUGACUUAAACAGCAUUUUCUUAUUAGAAGUAUAUUUAAAGGUUAGUUUUUUCGGAAGUUUGUUCCAGUCCCUGUUUGUCCUUGGCAAAUAUAAGCAAUUUAUAA